AUCAGCCCCUCCCCUCCACUCUUUCCGUCGUCUGUAUCUCCCUUCUUUCUCUCUCUGGAACACAUGAGAUUCUCCUCCCGAAACCUGAACCGCAGCAGCAGAGGCAUCGACCCCCCUCCCCACACGCACACACAACAUGGCUACAAUCGUAACCUCGACCAGGUUUACGGACGAGUAUCAGCUUUACGAAGAGCUGGGAAAGGGUGCCUUCUCCGUGGUGCGGAGAUGUGUGAAAAAAUCCACUGGCCAGGAAUAUGCUGCUAAAAUAAUUAACACAAAGAAACUGUCAGCAAGAGAUCAUCAGAAACUGGAGCGUGAGGCCCGAAUCUGUCGUCUACUCAAACACCCCAAUAUUGUUCGGCUCCAUGAAAGUAUUUCAGAAGAAGGCUUCCAUUACCUGGUCUUUGACCUUGUGACUGGGGGGGAGUUGUUUGAGGACAUCGUCGCCAGAGAGUAUUACAGUGAAGCUGACGCAAGCCAGUGCAUCAAUCAGAUCCUGGAGAGUGUCAAUCAUAUUCACCAGCAUGACAUCGUCCACAGAGACCUUAAGCCCGAGAACUUGCUGUUGGCCAGUAAGAUGAAAGGAGCGGCAGUGAAACUGGCAGAUUUUGGGCUGGCCAUCGAGGUGCAGGGAGAUCAGCAGGCCUGGUUUGGUUUUGCUGGCACACCUGGCUACCUGUCUCCAGAGGUGUUGAGGAAGGAUCCCUACGGCAAACCUGUGGACAUCUGGGCCUGUGGUGUAAUCUUGUACAUUCUACUAGUGGGCUACCCUCCAUUUUGGGAUGAAGAUCAACACAAGUUAUACCAGCAGAUCAAGGCUGGAGCUUAUGAUUUUCCCUCUCCGGAGUGGGACACGGUCACCCCCGAGGCCAAGAACCUCAUCAACCAAAUGCUGACCAUCAACCCAGCUAAGAGAAUCACAGCAGAGCAGGCCCUCAAGCACCCAUGGGUCUGCCAACGGUCCACUGUGGCGUCCAUGAUGCAUCGCCAAGAGACUGUGGAGUGCUUGCGCAAGUUCAAUGCCCGCAGAAAACUCAAGGGAGCCAUUCUUACUACUAUGCUGGUUUCUAGAAACUUCUCAGUGGGCCGGCAGCAUACCAGCCCUGCUGCUCCCACCACAAGCACUGCCGCGCUUGCACAGGAAGCAUGCAAAAGUUUACUCAACAAAAAGGCAGAUGGAGUCAAGCCCCAGACAAACAACACUAAAAACAGUGUAGUGAGCGCUGUAGUGAACGCCAUGAAAGAAAGCAACACGGCCUCUUCUACACCGAUGGAGCCACAAACUACAGUUGUGCACAACCCUGCCGAUGGCCCCAAGGGCUCCACAGAGAGCUGUAACACCACUGAGGAAGAGGAUAUGAAAGGUAGGAAAGCCGAGAGUGCGCAGGGAGCGAGCAGUGACAGUGCCGUGAUGAGUCAGUGCAGUGCCGGGGAAGAGCCGCCCGCUCUGGUGGCUUCACCACUGGGCUCUCCUGCCACCGUCCCCGUGCAUGAAGUUAAACGCUUGGCAUGGAACAGUUCAGAAUAUGCCUCAUGUCCAGAGUUAGAGCGAACUCAUUCUGGCCCCUGUGCCUCAGUCCAUGGGGUCGGCGGUAUCACAGCGAGUGUGUCCGCAGCUCAGUCUCGUAAGCAGGAGAUUAUAAAGAUCACGGAGCAGUUGAUCGAAGCUGUCAACAAUGGAGACUUUGAAGCAUACACGAGAAUCUGUGACCCUGGUCUGACCUCUUUUGAGCCUGAAGCUUUGGGGAACCUGGUCGAGGGGAUGGACUUCCACAAGUUUUACUUUGAGCACUUGUUGAGUAAGAACAACAAGCCCGUGCACACCACUAUUCUCAAUCCUCACGUUCAUCUCAUCGGGGAGGACGCUGCCUGCAUUGCUUAUAUCCGGCUGACGCAGUACAUCGACAGCCAGGGCCGCCCGCGUAGCUGCCAAUCGGAGGAGACGCGUGUGUGGCACCGCCGUGAAAGCAAGUGGCUUAACGUCCACUUCCACUGCUCAGGGGCACCAGCCGCCCCCUUACAGUGAACUGCACUGGACAGUUUACCUGGAUUCUCGAGAUAAUGGGAAUGUUUCUUCUUUGUGGCUGGACGGGCAUGUGAAGGCCAGCUGGAUGACAGCUCUUAAAGUUACAGACACACCAGUGAGGAACUCUGACAACAUCCAGUUCAACUGUCAACACCACCUAUCCUGUCCAAUCUUUGACCAAUGGGAGCUGGCCGCGGCCGUGGCCCCGCCCAAGGGACGGUGCAUGUAUCUGACGCCCACAUGGGGGUGCUGUUUUGUCCUUUUCCCACGGAACCAUCUUUUUUUUUUCUUUUUUUUUGCCCGUUAAAGAUGUUCAGAAGGUGUUGUAAGUACUGGUCUAUGAAUUCAUAAAUAUACUGUACAUUGUAAAAAUCACUAGCUGAACCAGAAGCUACAAUCAAGUUUGAAAAAGCAUUUAUGUAAGUAAACCAGGAUGUGAGUUGGCAGGGUGGGGGGGGCUGAACUUCAAAAAAAAAAAAAAAAAAAAAAAAUCACAAAAUGGACUAGCGCCCAAAAGCUUCUAAAGUUUACAGGUUUGUCAUCACAAUCAUUCUUGUAUACUUUGCAGAUUUUUGGAAACAAAA
Molecule: messenger RNA, 2610 nt
Organism: Rhinichthys klamathensis goyatoka
Lineage: Eukaryota; Metazoa; Chordata; Actinopteri; Cypriniformes; Leuciscidae
Gene: camk2g1
Product: calcium/calmodulin-dependent protein kinase (CaM kinase) II gamma 1
Exons: 23
Coding region: 137-2026 (629 amino acids)
Biological process (GO): protein phosphorylation
Cellular component (GO): neuron projection; cytoplasm
Molecular function (GO): calcium/calmodulin-dependent protein kinase activity; ATP binding; calmodulin binding
Source: RefSeq, a predicted model, not a curated record